UCGCUCUUGAGUAAAAUUUUUUAAAAGUUAAAUUUCAAGAGCAGAUUAUAUGUAUAUUUUGCCUUCACGUUGAAAAUGUGUUACUCUAACAAAAUUGACGUCGUAAAGCAAAUGAUUUUGUUAUUAUUUUUACUUCAUUAUGAACAUGGAUUAUCUCACAAUUUGAGAACAAAACGUUACUUUGUUUAUCCACCUCCUGGUAAUUUAACCGUAACGAAAGUACAGUUGAUUUUUGGUCUGGGUUUACCAAUGGAAGUCGAUGUCAGUACGAUUAUCGGAUAUGUGAUGAAAUGUAAUUACGCUUUGCCCUCCAACGCUUCGUACUUGACGAAUCCAUACAUUCGGUAUGCCAGAUCGAUGAAAUAUGGUGGAAAAGUAUUGAAAAAUUUUUCAUCUUCCUUGAAUGAAAAAGAUCGAGAUCAAUCAUCUAUUUCUGUCAAAUCAAUGACACGAUAUGAAAUUUAUCGAUUUUUUGAAAGUGCCAUUGAUACUUUUCAAUCGGGAAAGGCUUGUAUAUUGAGAGCUAUUUGCGAAUCAGCAGGGACAUCAUUGAACAAAAAUUCUGGUCUUUUUGCUCAACUUUUACAUACCUUUCUCACACCUUCUAGCACAAUUGAGAAAUUUGAAAAUUCUUACGAUCAAGAAUAUCAUGCAGCCGAGAUUAUUGGCAAAAAAGAACCGAACAAAUGUGAAUAUUUAUUUCACGAGUGUGAAAAUGACAUUUUAUCCCAUUUUACCGAAGUUUUCUGAAUGAAUUCCAUUCUUGGAAACGCAAUUUCUCCAACAUAUAUACAUUCGCAGAACCUUUUGCUUAAGUGCUACAUAAAAUAAGAUUUAUUGCUCAAAUUACUCCUUUGAGAUUUAAUUGCACUUACUUAGUCGGCAAGAUUCACUCGGAACAAAAAUUUUCACUUCAUUUCACAAUUACGUCAUUGUCGCUCAAGUUUAAUUGGAACUAUGAUCUCUCGCGA
Messenger RNA from Leptopilina boulardi, 971 nucleotides. RefSeq lists its product as uncharacterized. The transcript has 4 exons. NCBI's taxonomy places the organism in Eukaryota, Metazoa, Arthropoda, Insecta, Hymenoptera, Figitidae. Bases 76 to 750 code for a protein of 224 amino acids. The record is from RefSeq and is a predicted model, not a curated record.